AUGUGUUGUAUUUUGUGUUUCAACAAAUUUUUGUCUUAAAUCUCGUCAUGGAGUAAUUCGAUAGCGUCAUAAAUAUUUAUUUAAAACACUUAGAUGCUAACUCUUCCUCCUCAAAAUUCAAUUUAUAGCAUGACACCUUAAAAUUUAACUGAUUAGGAAGCAUUUCAUGAUAAAUGGUUAUUUGGUUUUGAAGAAUAAAAUCCCUUUCUUCCAACAUUUGAAUAUCUCAAUACGGUUUUUCCUUAAAAGAAAAUAAAAAAAGAAGAAGAAAUAAUAUGUUAGAACAAGGAGCUUUUUAAUGUCAACUAAUCUAAAAGCAUCUAUCUUAGUAAAAUAACUCAAUUAAUUGAUACAGAAAUCACUCCAAAGCAGUAAUGAAAUUAAUUUAUUCUUAUAGUACAAAGAGAAAUGGAGAGAAAUGGAAAAGAAAAAUGAAGUAAACAGGAGAUUCUUCUGAAGAGCCUUAUGGGGCAAAUACUCAUUAAUUAAAAUUGGCUCGAAAUAGACAAUCUGCAAGAGAUUCAAGAAAAAGAAAGAAGAUAUAUAUAGAACUUCUUGAAAAUAAAGUUGAAGAAUUGACAUAAGAGAUGUUAAGACUUUAAGCAACAAUAGCAAACUAAAACAAUUACAUUAACUAUUGUGCUAAAAUUCCAUCAAUGGUAUUUUUUUUAAAUAAUCACAUUUUUUAGAUCAAGGAGUUUCAUAUGAACUAUUAAAAUCAGUUAGUAAAUCUAAAACAUUCUCCUUGUUAAGCCCAACUAAAAAUAUUAGAUUAAGAAUUUGGAGUUCAGUCAAUAAGAAGGAUAGAAUUGUGUAAUUCAUUCUUCAACACUUUGAUGGACCAUGCUAUACCUAAUGAUUUAAAGAAAAUUAUGGAAUCUGCAAUGAAGGGUAUAUUAUAAGUCUAAUAAAUAUAGGAUCUGACUUUUUUAAUGAGUAGGACCCUAGUUAUAAGACCAAUCCAAAAAACACACUUAAAGAAACAUAAAAAAAGUUUAUUGAUGAAACUAAGCGUUUAGAAUUGUAUAAACAUAAUCCUAUUAUUUUAGUUACAUGUUUGACAUGGCUAAAAACUUCGAAAAAGUUCGUUAGUAAAGUUUUACUUUGGAAUAACUAAAAUAAGAAGCUUUAAAGGAUAUUGCUCCAAAGACUUUUGCUUAAUAUUUAGUGAAUAUGAACUCAGAACUAUAAGCUAAUGUAAUUAAAGAAGAGGAUGAAGAAUUAUCAUCACUACAGUCACCUUGA
Paramecium sonneborni is the source of this 1245-nucleotide messenger RNA. The record is from the annotation of a GenBank genome assembly. NCBI's taxonomy places the organism in Eukaryota, Ciliophora, Oligohymenophorea, Peniculida, Parameciidae.